CGAGGGCCUUGGCGGGGCCAUGACGGGGCCCUGAGGGGGUUUCGCUGCGGGCCCGGGACUUGCAGCAUCUUUGCCAGGGUCUUGAUGCACCCGGCGGCAGCUGGAGGUGUUCGCCCAGUCCCCGGUCUUUGCCGUGGCCCCACAGCCCACGCUGGGAGCUGGAGACAUUUGCCAUGGCCAAGGGCUUUGCUAAGGGCCCAAGGCCCUCGUGAGAGUUGGAGUUGGUCACCAUGGCCAAGGCUUUCACCGUGGUUUUGAAGCGCUCGCCACAGCUGUGAUCUUUGCCAUGGCACUAAGAGCCCUAACUGAAGCUUGAGGUGUUCACCGUGGCCAAGGCCUUCUGUAAUGUCUUUGCCGUGGCCUUGAGGGGCUUGCAAUGGCCAAGGGCUUCUCCGUGACCCCAGGGUCCUCACUAAAAAUCUGAGGUGCUCGCUGGGGUCUUGAGGUUCUCACUGUGGCCAAGACACUUGCUAAAGUCUGCAUCUUGGCCAAGGUCUUCAGCAUGGCCUUGAGAUGCUCACCAUGGCCAAGGCCUUUGCUGUGGCGCCUAGACCUGUCCGAUGGCCAAGGUCUGUGCCAUGGCCCUGAGGCCCAUGCUGGGAACCUGAAGUACUCACUGUGGCCAAGGCCUCCACCAUGCCCCUGAGGCUUCAUGCGGUGGCUCUAGUGCUUUUACCAUGUCGGUAGUCCACACCAUGGUGCUGAGGUGCUUGCCAUCACUGAGGUCCUGCUGUGGGCCUAAGGUGCUGGCCAUAGCCCAAGCCCUCAUUGUGGUGCUUGCUGUAGCCCAGAAGCGAUGGCCAUGGCUCUGAAGUUGUUGCCGUGGCUCCUGUCGUGGUCCUGGGGUGCUUGCCAAGGCCUUGUCGUGGAGGCACUUGCUGUGCAACCAGAGGCAGUCCCCAUCACUGUCAACAUGGCCAUGAAGCCCUCACUGCAGCCUUGAGGCGCUCCCCAUCGCCCUCAGCCUGGCCCCGAGGUGCUCCUCAGCACCCUCUGUGUGGCCCUGAGACACCGGCCACAGCCCCAGGUCACAUGCCAUGGUGGAGGCACUCACCAUGGCCCUGUGGUGUGUGCCGUGGCCCUCACUGUGGCCUCUGUCGUGGUCCCAAUGUGCGCACCAUGACCCUGACCCUCUCCGUGGCCCUGGUGGUAGCUGGCUGGGGGCCCCUGGGUGCCUGUGGUUGGAGAGGACCAGGGGCCCUUGCCAUCACCCCGUGCUGCCGCCACCCACCGCUGCCCUUUCCUUUUCUCCCCUCCCAGGUGCUCUCGAGCUGGGGCGAGGGGAUGAGGUGCCCCCGUGCCGCGUGGUGUGCCGAAGCGGCUCUUUAGAUCCUCCCCGGCCCAAGCCUCCCCUGCCAUGGAUGCCUCGGGGGCUCUUGCUUCGGCUCCCUCCUCUGCGGCUCCCUCGGGCUCCCGCAGCCCCAUGUUCCCCCCAGGAGCUGACAGAGAGGAGUGGGGACCGAGGUUCAAUUGUGCCCCUUCCACCUCUGCCGCAGCCUCGCAGGCGAUGCCAGCAUCUGGCCGGAAGAGGAAGGCCAACUUCUCCAAUGACGAGACUGAGACGUUGGUCUGGAAUGUGGUCCGGCAUUUCAGCGCCCUGUAUGGGUCUGAAGCCCUGCGGGCUCACCCCGUGCGGCGGAAGCAGCUCUGGACCCAAAUCCAAAGCCGCGUCAACUUCCUGGGCUACACCGAACGCUCCAUCGACGACCUCAAGCACAAGUGGCGUGACCUGCGGCUGGACGUCAAGAAGAAGAUCACUUCCAAGAAGCACCUGCCCAUGAACCGUGCCGGUGGGCCGCUCCACAAGCCACGCCUGACACCCCUGGAGAAGAUGGUGGCUUCCACCUUCUUACAGGCCAGCCACGACUCAGAGCCUGAAAUCAUCUUGGACCCAGAUCUGUUCUUCCCCGGUGCGACCAAGCAGUCCUUCAUGCACCUGCAGCCUGGCGUCAGCCACCCCAGCAUCUACAUCGACACCAACGGGCAGCCCUCAUCCCUGCCAGAUGUGGAGGGCUCUGCUGUGCCCCGGCUGGCAGUGCAGAGCCCCGACCCCUCCAUCAUCUGCGAGUACAGCCGAGGAGAAGGGCAGAGCAGUUCGGCCGAGUCGGGACCAGAGCUGCGGACUCCAGACGUGUCAGCCAUUUCCCCGUCCCUGCGAAACGAGUCCCUCGUCUCCUACGCCUCCAUGUCAGAGGAGGAGGAACGGGAAGGCCGGGAGGUGGAGAGGGGCCACGGCGGGGCCGUAGGGAUGCAGCCCGGGCCUGAAGCCCCCAUGACUGCGGAGGAAGACAUGAAACUGUCCCGCCAGGCCAUGCUGAUCCGCAGGUGCAGCUCCCAGGGCUCCGUCACCUCCCUGCCUGAGGACCCUCUCAACCCUGUGGACGCUCACUCGGACUGGGGCCACGAAGGGGUGUCCGACCUUCCCCCCCUGGGCCGCGGGCUCGACUCCUCGCACCCCGAGGAGCAGGCGGGGGGCCCCGGCCCGGAUAUGGGCGCUUUGCCUAGGGUACUGAUGGGGCCCACCUGGGAGAAGCCAACUGCAGAGGAGGAGCCCCCGGCCCGCUCCCCGCUGCACGGCGCCCUGACCGAGGAGUCGCUGCCCUCCUCCGCCUCUCCCCCAGGGGACGCCCCAGCUGCCCCUGGCCCGCCCCGCGGCCUGGGCUGCUCCCGCCUGCGGGAGGACCGCCAGGAGAGCUGGAGGACUAACAUCCAUCACCUGCUCGACCUGGAGGAGCAGUGGGACCAGCUGUACCAUCAGGAGCUGGCCAUGUGGCAGGAGGAGCGGGCCACCCAGCGUGAGGAGAGGGCCCGCGACCGCGAGCUCCAGUUCCGCCUGCUGGGCGUCCUGACGGACAUCCGCGACGAGCUGCGCUACCUGCGUCAGGAGAGGGCCAGCGCCCGGCAGAGCCAGGCGCCACCGGCCGAGCCCCGGCCAGACCCCAGCCCGCUCCUUGAGCAGCCCAAAGCCGAGCCCGGCUUCCCCGAGCCGCAGGCCGGAAGCGCCAGCUGGGGAGAGACCGCCGUGCCCAGCCGAAGCCCCUUCGGCAACCGGGGCCGGGGCCGGCGUCGGGGCCGGCCGCGCGGCUCUGCCUCCAGACACAGACGGCUCUUCCUCACCAACAGCUAGGGACGGGCAGGGACGCUGUCCCACGAAGGACAUGGUGUGCCUGCGGCCCUCCCGGCGCCUGCACGCAGGGCUCCGGCCACACCGUGCGUGCCUGGCCACGGACAGAGGGGUGUGCACGUGGGGGAGCGGCGUGCGGGGGUGUGCGUGGGAGCCGCCUGGGUUGUGGGAGGCAUGCACAAGCAUGCGGCCGCCGGCAAGGUUGGCACCUGCCCCCCGGCACGGCCAGGCCCCCACGAGCACGGGGAAGGUACAAAGGGGCACGAGUGGCUGGCGCUGGGAGCGCGCUGGGCACAUGCCUGGGGAGGGAGGUGGCGAUACACACGUGUGUAAGUCGUGCAGGUGCCCAGGAGGCCUGCCUGCACCCGUGGCCGCGCCUCUGCUGCUGUGGGCAGCCUGGGGCAGGGCCCACGAGCGUGGCUGGCCGGGUGCGUGUGAGAAAGCGGGGCGCUGGCACACAGUGAGGAGGCGUGUGCGUGCGUGGUGUCAGUGGGGCCGUGUGACAGCGCUAGUGAGUAGGAUUACUACCUUCGGGGGGUGGGGAGUUAGGAACACUUAGUCGCUGAUGUGCGAACAUUUUAUGCAAAUCAUUUAAUGACCUAAUUUGCAUAUAACCAUAAACUUCUGUUUAAAAAAAAUCCCCAAAAAACAGAAAAGACGUCUCU
Falco peregrinus (peregrine falcon) is the source of this 3789-nucleotide messenger RNA. RefSeq lists its product as uncharacterized. The transcript has 3 exons. Gene Ontology annotation, cellular component: nucleus. The coding region runs from base 1358 to 3127 and encodes 589 amino acids. Lineage: Eukaryota; Metazoa; Chordata; Aves; Falconiformes; Falconidae. The record is from RefSeq and is a predicted model, not a curated record.